Messenger RNA from Alnus glutinosa, 768 nucleotides. RefSeq lists its product as uncharacterized. The record is from RefSeq and is a predicted model, not a curated record. The transcript has 2 exons. Gene Ontology annotation, molecular function: nucleic acid binding; RNA-DNA hybrid ribonuclease activity. The coding region runs from base 1 to 768 and encodes 255 amino acids. Lineage: Eukaryota; Viridiplantae; Streptophyta; Magnoliopsida; Fagales; Betulaceae.
AUGGGAUGUAAUUCAUGUGAAAGGGAAUCUACUUUCUAUGCUAUUUGGUCUUGCUCGAGGGCUCAAGAUGUUUGGGGUGAUGCCAAUUCUUGUUUCCAGAAGUGUAGCUUACUCUGUAAUUCCUUCAUAUCCCUUUUUGAGGAGUGCAUGCUUCGAUUCUAUGAGGAUAUGGAGCGUUUUGUAGUUAUUGCUCGUAAAAUAUGGUUGCGGAGAAAUGCUUUCAUCUUUGAAGGUUCUUUUAUGCAUCCUUCUAAGGUUCUUAAAAGAGCAGAUACUUUUUUGAGUGAUUUUAGACGUAGUGCAAGUCGUGAUCUUGAACUAGUGCAUGGCUCUACGACUACAAGUGUUCGCAGACAUCAGGUUUGGUCAACUCCCCCUUUAAACUUCCUUAAAGUUAAUUGGGAUGCAGCCACUAAUCUUAGUAAGGGUUGUAUUGGGUUUGGGAUUGUUAUUCGUAACAAUAAAAGGGAUUUUCUGGGUGCUAAAUGUUUCAUGCACCCUCAAAAUCUUGAAGCUAGUCUAGCGGAAGCUCUGGUUGCUUCUUGGGCAAUGAAAUUUUGCUUGGAGAUGGGCUUUCAUGAGGUGAUUUUUGAAGGAGAUUCAGCUCAGGUGAUAACCAAUAUUAGAGCUCCUCUUCCCCACCUGUCAAAGCUUUGCCAUAUAACCGAAAGUAUUGUUCAGGAACUCCACAAAUUCAGGUCAGCCUCCUUUGUUCACGUUAAGAGGGAAGGUACUAUAAUGCCCCAAAUUUUAUUAGACACAAUAUAA